Molecule: messenger RNA, 420 nt
Organism: Gongylonema pulchrum
Lineage: Eukaryota; Metazoa; Nematoda; Chromadorea; Rhabditida; Gongylonematidae
Source: the annotation of a GenBank genome assembly
GAGAAUUGCGGCCGAAAAUGUAGUGGUCAGUUGGGCAGUGCUGUCCAGCCACCACCAUUUCACCACAAAUUCCCUUCAACAUAUGAUUCUCUCAAAUCAUUACUUCUGUUCGGCCCAAUUUGGACACAGCAACGCGGAGCGCCUCACAGUGGUGAUUGGUUGUCCGGACCGGUAGGCUCAAAGUACGGGCUCUCAGAAAUGUCAGUAUUACCGCCAGAACUUGAUCUGUGCGAGGAUGCACGAUCCAGGUUCACGCACACCAAGGCGCUAUUUGAGCAGCUGGAGCGCGGUGGACAGUCACCACCGAUCUAUUAUUCACCGCGCCCAUCCAGACCACCGCCACCGCCGCUGCCACCGAAACCCAGCUUACAGUGCCCCUCGUCACCACUUUCACAGUGUUGUAAGUGGGAAGCGAAAUGA